Chelmon rostratus (copperband butterflyfish) is the source of this 1325-nucleotide messenger RNA. RefSeq names its product annexin A4 (gene anxa4). Gene Ontology annotation, biological process: negative regulation of coagulation. Gene Ontology annotation, molecular function: calcium ion binding; calcium-dependent phospholipid binding. The record is from RefSeq and is a predicted model, not a curated record. The transcript has 13 exons. NCBI's taxonomy places the organism in Eukaryota, Metazoa, Chordata, Actinopteri, Chaetodontiformes, Chaetodontidae. The coding region runs from base 172 to 1134 and encodes 320 amino acids. Gene Ontology annotation, cellular component: cytoplasm.
GUUAAGUAUUUGCAUCCCGGUGGGUGGGACGAGAGAGCCGCUGUUCACAUAUAAACGUUUAGUUUCCUGCCACCGUGACGCUUCACCCUCUCGUCGGGCUUUCACGCCGAGUAAAGCGCCUUCAGCACAGCUUUCUGCACCUUCCGUUUGGAAAUCCGCACUCCUUCUACAAUGGCAGCGAUUGGAAACCGUGGAACAGUGACUGAGGCGGCGGGUUUUGACCCAGAGGCAGAUGCUCAGAAGCUUAGACAAGCCAUGAAGGGAGUUGGCACCAAUGAGGCAGCUAUCAUUGAGGUCCUGCCACACCGCACUAUUGCCCAGAGGCAGCGUAUCAAAGAGGCCUACAAACAAGCAGUGGGGAAGGACCUGGCUGAUGAGCUGUCCUCAGAGCUGAGUGGGAACUUCAGGAGCGUUGUUCUAGGUCUGCUCAUGCUGGCCCCUGUGUACGAUGCCUAUGAGCUGAGGACAUCAAUGAAGGGGGCUGGAACAGAAGAGGCUUGUCUCAUCGAUAUUCUCGCUUCAAGGUCAAACGCUGAAAUACAAACCAUCAAUGCUUUCUACAAGAAAGAACACGGAAAAUCCUUGGAAGACGCUGUGUGUGGGGACACAUCUGGAAUGUUUCAGAGGGUUUUGGUCUCUUUACUCACGGCCGGCCGGGACGAAAGCGACAAAGUGGACGAGGCCCAGGCUGUUAAAGAUGCCAAGGAAAUUUAUGAGGCUGGUGAGGCUCGAUGGGGCACGGAUGAGGUUAAGUUCCUCACGGUGCUUUGUGUGAGGAACCGAAGCCACCUGCUGCGAGUGUUCGAGGAGUAUCAGAAGAUUUCUGGAAGAGACAUCGAGGACAGCAUCAAGAGGGAGAUGUCUGGCUGUCUGGAGGACGUCUUUCUGGCCAUAGUGAAAUGCAUAAGGAACAAGCCGACAUUCUUUGCAGAGCGAUUAUACAAAUCAAUGAAGGGGCUGGGCACUACAGAUAGUGUCCUCAUCAGAAUAAUGGUUGCUAGGGCCGAGAUUGACAUGUUGGACAUUAAGGCGCAGUUCCUGAAGAUGUAUGGCAAGACUCUGUACUCCUUCAUCAAGGGAGACACAUCUGGUGACUACCGCAAAAUCCUGCUGGAGCUGUGUGGAGGCGAGUAAAAGGGACGUCAGAACGUCCAGCUCCGUCUUUUAUUCUGCAGACCACAUUAUGAGCUUUUUUUCUGCUGAUGACUUGCUGUUUCUGUCCUUUUUCUUCCUCCGUGGCCUUCGCAUUUCACUGAUUGACCGCAGUGCCUUGUUUUACUGUUUGUACUGUUGUACCAAUUAAACCAAAGACCAGUGACCUUUUA